This is a messenger RNA of Ictidomys tridecemlineatus (thirteen-lined ground squirrel), 4103 nucleotides long. It is a transcript of the gene C1ql4, whose product is annotated as complement C1q like 4. The record is from RefSeq and is a predicted model, not a curated record. Gene Ontology annotation, molecular function: protein binding. Lineage: Eukaryota; Metazoa; Chordata; Mammalia; Rodentia; Sciuridae.
AGAGAGGUGGCAGGACUUGGUGUGUAUGGGACCUGAGACUCAGGCAGGGGAGAAUGGUGUGAGCCCAGGCCUGCUCUCUCUGAUCCAUCCAUCAUCCAGCCUCGGGGAGCAGAUCUGGAAUUAGACAUGCACGGGCCUACACGGUCCUCAGCCCCCCCACCCCCGGAAGACAAAUGGUGACAAAGACCUUGAAUAAAAUUUGUAUUUAUGGUUGGAGGGGAAGGCCCUUCCCCCACUGUCAAUCCUUUCUCUUCCAAUCCUUUCAGCCACAUAAGGACCUCCCACCAUCCACAACACAGGCCCAGCCUCAGCAUCAUUAUGAGGUGUGUGUGUGUGUGGGGGGGCAUUCAGGGAAGAAUUACAGGAAAGGAGGGAUGAAGAAAUCACAUUCUACAUCAACAAUUGUACCCUGGGGUGCCUUGUACCCUCCAUUUUACACAACACAUUCCAGGCAUCAUUCUCCUGGUUUACCCUACUCUUUAAGAGACCUUUGCCUCUGCAGAACUCUAGGGUCUCCAAACAACGCCACCUUGUCAGGUCUAGAACUCCCUCUCCUAGCUUCUGGCCUGAGGUCUCCAGAGGGGCCAGGCCUAGGAAAGGAUACAGCCAAUAUCUUCCUCUCUGGAUCCUGAUCUACCCAAGCCAUUUUUCCCUCUUGGCCAUCCUGAAAGCAGACACAGUCACCUCUUAAGGUGCCUAGCAUCUAAUCUACAUUUAAGUUGCAUAAAUUUGUGUAACCAACCAAACAUCCAUUAUCGGGGUCUAACUUCUCUGGGCUUCCUUGGACAGCAGACAUAUGGGGAAAGAGGAGGGGGCUGAGACUUCUGGGGCUGGACAACUCUGGGACUAGGGCAGAGGUGGAGUUGAGCUGGAUUGGGCAGGGCAAAUGAGAUUAGACCUACAUUCUGACUUUCUCCCCAGGAGACUCCCUACUCUUCAAUCCUGAGAUAGGAAAAAUGAGGUCCCAAAUUUGUGGGGUCCCAAAUUUGUGGGAUAAGAGGUGGACGAGUACAAAUACCUCCCUUCAAACAGCCCUCACACAAACAAACACAAAGACUAGACACAAUCCACAAUCCCACUCACCCAGGACACACAAGGCCAGGAUUCCGUGGCCACUUCCACACUUUCCAGCGCACUGUCACAAUGCACAGGCCCAGAGUCUACCACUCGGCUGGCAGAACCGCCCCGCCCCCUCUUCUUCCCUACAGUUGAUAUGUCACAUUGGAGUCCGAACACGGACCUGGGUGUCUCUCUGCAGCGCGCCAUUUACAUUUCUCUCUGGAUCUGUCAACCUGUCUCAGCUCCAGUCUCUCUCUCUCUGUCUCUGUCUCUCCCUCUCCCCCUCUGGAGCUGUCAGUUAGUCUCUUUUCUUUUCGCAGCUUUGUCUCUGUCUCUAGGUCUCUAUCUGGUUUUCUUUCUCUUUGAUUUCUCCGUCACCUUCUCUGCUUUUCUGUCAGUUUCCUGCUCGCUCCCCCAAGCUGGUCUGUUUCUCCCCGCUCUCCCAAAACUCUACUGCGUAGCGCCCCCAAACCCUGGGGUCAGGGUGGGAGUGGUUGGAAUUUUGCCUUUUCCAGUUCAGGUCAACAAGUAUCUAUUGAACCCUUUACCAUGUUAACUAACACGCGGUAUUUACUUGAGAUCGUGGAGGGGUAUAUGGUGGCAAAUUUCUAUAUUUUCUCGCUUUUCUUGUUUUGAUUUUCGUUUGUGGUAAUUCCCCUCUCUCCGCCUCUUUUUAGCUCCUCAGUCCACCUCUGUCUUCUCUAUCUGGACUCCUUUUUAUCCUAUCGCUGUUUCUGGCUUUUUCGGGGCUCUGAGAAUGCCAAACUCCCUAUAGAAUGUAAAAGUAAAGAUAAGGUCUGUGACCAGGAAUCCCUGCGGAACCCUCAAAGCUAGCCAGGAACGUAGGAGAGGGGAAGAGGGGCACCCUGAAUGUGUGUGUGUGUGGGGGGGUUGUGUGAAGCAACCCUGCCUGCCCCGCCCCCGCGCUUCCCACACUGGGCACCAGGGGUCGCUCAGCCUUCGGCCACUUAUAGUGGCUCCCGCCGCGCGGCGACUCACACCACCCGCACUGCCGCCGGGGGAAGAAGGGGAGGAAGGUUAGGGACGCAGAGAGGGAGAGCGAUUGCAGGAGAGAGACGCCAGGCCAGGGCUCUAGCAAAGGCUGCGGCCGUGGCUGGAGGAGGAAGGUGGAUGAGUGCUUUCCAAGAGGUAGAGCGCAAAACCUAGGAGAAGGUCGCGUCCAGUGGGCGCUACCCGCAGCUCAGAUAGAACCCGGGACGUCCGGGGCGCGGGGAGUAGUCCCUGCUCCAGCCAGGAGCGAUUCAUUCGUAUGGGUAGCCUAAGACUUAGACAUCGCCAUCCGUGAAAAAGCAGCUCUUUGGAGAGCAGGUAUCCUAGACCUGUAAGAAACCAGCCGUCCAAGAAGCCGUGGAUUCAGGCGUCCCGGAUCGUUAAGACUGCACAGGAGGGUAAUAGAAAACCACGGGUUCUCAACAGUCUGGAGCUGCCCCUGGCCCACCCCACUGGGAGACUUCCGCUUUGACCGACGGUUUGGGGAACGGCACCGUUGCGGCGGGCGCCCACAGGGGCCGGGGGGCCGGGCGCGACCGUCGGGGGGAUACAGACCCAGGCCCGAGCCGGGCCACAGCCUCCUGGGCCCGCGGCGAGCCCCGGGCCUCUGCCGCCAUUGCGCCCAAAAGUGAGGAGGAUUUGCUGGCCCUGGCCGCGUCGCGGCUGAGCCGCCGCAAGCGGGUGGCAGGCGCGGCCGUCGGGGUGGCCAUGGUGCUACUGCUACUGGUGGCCAUCCCGCUGCUGGUGCACAGCUCCCGCGGGCCGGCGCACUAUGAGAUGUUGGGUCGCUGCCGCAUGGUGUGUGACCCACAUGGGUCCCGAGGACAGGGAUCCGACAGCACUUCUGCUUCUGUGCCACCCUUUCCCCCAGGUGCCAAGGGGGAGGUGGGCCGGCGCGGGAAGGCAGGAUUGCGGGGGCCCCCGGGACCCCCAGGUCCCAGAGGGCCCCCAGGAGAGCCCGGCAGGCCAGGUCCCCCUGGCCCUCCGGGCCCAGGCCCCGGCGGGGCAGUGUCCCCAGCGGGUUACGUGCCUCGAAUUGCCUUCUAUGCGGGCCUUCGGCGGCCUCAUGAGGGUUAUGAGGUACUGCGUUUUGACGACGUGGUGACCAACGUGGGCAACGCUUAUGAGGCAGCCAGCGGCAAGUUCACCUGUCCCAUGCCUGGCGUCUACUUUUUUGCUUACCACGUGCUCAUGCGCGGCGGCGACGGCACUAGCAUGUGGGCGGAUUUGAUGAAGAAUGGACAGGUCCGGGCCAGCGCCAUUGCUCAGGAUGCAGACCAGAACUACGACUAUGCCAGCAACAGCGUCAUUCUGCACCUGGAUGUGGGCGACGAGGUCUUCAUCAAACUGGACGGCGGGAAGGUGCAUGGCGGCAACACCAACAAAUACAGCACCUUCUCAGGCUUCAUCAUCUACCCGGACUGAGCUGGGCACCAUUCCCCCUGCACCCUUGCUCGCUUACCCUUUGGCUCCAGCCCUCACCCACCUCCUGGGGUCCUACCCAAGGCAACACCCUAUCAUUUGAGAACCGGCCAUGGCGGGGUGGAACCUCCUGCUCCUGGAGGCACCCUAAAUAGGCUAACUCUUGGGACUUGAGGGUAGGGAGGGGAAGAGGCCAGAGGAGGAGCAAAGCGGCUUAGGGAGGGACUAUCCCAUGCACAGGUGUGCCAGUGAAAGCUGAGAGGUGUUGGCCCUCCUCUCUUUGCCAGUAGCUGGGAGGCAGCCUCACUAGUGAAGCUCAGAAGCCCUGUCAACUUGUUAGGGAAAGACAGAAAAAGGAACCCCUCUAGUGAACAGGGUAGAGGCUGGUCCUCGAUAAUGACAGUUUUCUCUUGCCACGCCAUCUCCUCCUCUCUCAUCUCCAUUUUCAGGCUCCAGCUUUGGCAGCCUUCCUGUUAACUGGAGGGACCAGUGAAUUCUUUCCUCACAUUCAAAACUCAUUUUGUAUAGUCCCCAUUACACUCCUCUCUGGGCUAGGCCCUGGGGCUACAGCUGCUGUUGCCUCUUCUAAUAAAGUAAGGUUGGGGGAUUGU